This is a messenger RNA of Arvicola amphibius (Eurasian water vole), 457 nucleotides long. RefSeq names its product guanylate cyclase activator 2B (gene Guca2b). The record is from RefSeq and is a predicted model, not a curated record. Gene Ontology annotation, cellular component: extracellular region. The coding region runs from base 37 to 375 and encodes 112 amino acids. The transcript is spliced from 3 exons. NCBI's taxonomy places the organism in Eukaryota, Metazoa, Chordata, Mammalia, Rodentia, Cricetidae. Gene Ontology annotation, molecular function: guanylate cyclase activator activity.
UGGACAGCAGAGGAAGCUGGAAUCCAGAGGCGUGAGAUGGGAGUCAGAGCCAUGUCAGGGAGCCAACUGUGGGCUGCCAUGGUCCUGCUGCUGCUGCUGCAGGGUGCACAAUCCGUCUACAUCAAGUACAAUGGCUUCCAAGUACAACUGGAAUCGGUGCAGAAGCUGAGUGAGUUGGAGAAGGAGCAGAUGUCCAACCCCCGACUGAAAACCAGUAGCCUCCUACCCGAUGUGUGCCAUGACCCAGCCUUGCCCGUGGACCUCCAGCCUGUUUGUGCCUCCCAGGAAGCUGCUAGCAUCUUCAAGGCCUUGAGGACCAUCGCCACCGACGAAUGCGAGCUGUGUAUAAAUGUCGCCUGUACUGGCUGCAGCUGAAAAGAUCCUGGGUAUCUUGAGUCCACUCCAGACAUCUACCCCUCCCCAACCCACCCCAUCCACACUCAGGCAUCGUUGGAGC